AUGCCGUUCCUCGGUGUCCUCGACGACACCAAGAUCCCGCACGUCCCCGGCACCGUCAUCCUCGAAGAAGACGCGGCGCACUCGCAGGAGGUGACGGGCGGGCUCAAGCAUGGCACGGGGCGCAACGCACACAUUGUGCUGGUGCCGCAGCCCUCGAACGAUCCCAACGACCCACUCAAUUGGUCUUACACUAAGAAACUCACGGCCCUGGGCAUCACCUGCUGGGGGUCGAUCCUCUACGCCGCCGUGGUGAGCGCCAUGCUGAACUCGGCCUUUUUCGAAAUGUCCAUCGAGAUCAACACCACCAUCCCCAAACUCGUGCUGAGCUCGGGCUACCAGACCUUGGUGAUUGGCGUGACGGGCCCGCUGUUCUCGGCCCUGUCCAGGAAAUGGGGCACGAGGCCGAUUUUCCUGUUCGCGUCGGUUUUCUGCCUCAUCGCCGACAUUGUGGGCUCCUGCGUCAACACCUACGACGGGGUGCUCGCCUCGCGGAUCCUGCAAGGGUUCGCCAUUGCGCCCUACGAAUCUCUGAUCUUUACGCUCAUCAGUGACAUGUUUUUCGUCCAUGAGCGUGGCAUCUACGCGUCCUGCAUCAAUUUCAUCUUGGCUGGCAUCUCCAAUCUGACGGGUGUGGUUGCUGGCCCGAUCGCAUCGAAUAUCGGAUGGCGAUGGCUGUAUUACCUUCUGGUCCUCUUCGGCGGCAUCCAGACCAUCCUCCAGUUCCUGUUUGUCCCCGAGACCAGCUAUAUACGGGACCGGCGCUACGAGAUCGACGAGAUCAAGAACGACAACCUCCAGGACCUCGCAGCCCUCGAGUACCAGGAGAGACUGAAUUUGGAGAAACCCGGUGUGGUGGCGGCGACACACACCGAGGAGACCGGGACGCAGCGAGCGACGUCGACAACGGCCGACGAGGCUCCCGUCUACCACAAGAAGACGUUUGUGCAGGAUCUGGCCAUCUUCAGCGGCACGUACUCGAACGAGAACUUUUUUCAGCUCCUCCUCGCGCCCUUUGCCGUGGUGCUCAACCUGGCCGUGUCGUGGAUCCUGAUCGUCAACUCCAUGUUCGUGGUCCUGUACGUGGUCAUUGCGUUUUGCCUGGCGCAGCUGUUCGCGCCGCCCCCGUACCUCCUCAGCCCGGCCAGCAUCGGGUACCUCUCGCUGGGACCCUUUGUGGGCGGCAUCCUCGGGUCCAUCAUCAUGGGCGUGCUCUCGGACCCGUUCAUCAAGUGGUGCGCGCGGCGCAACCGCGGCGUCUACGAGCCCGAGUACCGGCUGAUCCCGUGCGUGCUGGGCGUGUGCUCGGGGAUCGGGCUGAUGCUUUUCGGCCACCUCGUCUCACAGGGGGCGUCGCCGUACGCAUGCGCCACCGUGCACGGCCUGAUGCUGUUCGGCGUCAUGUUCCUGUGCAUCGGCACGUCCAACUACGCGCUGGACGCGUACCGGGGGAUGGCCAACGAGAUCUUCAUCGCCAGCAUGUCGGUCAAGAACCUCAUCCUCUACGGCUUCAGCUACUUUGUCAACAACUGGACCGCCGCCGUCGGGCCCCAGCACGCCUUUUACGUGUGGGGUGGCGUCGCCUUCGCCUUGGUCGCCACCGUGCCGCCCAUGUUUGUCCUGGGCAAGAAAUACCGCAGCUACUGGGCCCGCAAUAAUUUGCUCGAGAAGAUGCACGUUCGCACGCAUGAGGAGUAG
Molecule: messenger RNA, 1695 nt
Organism: Fonsecaea nubica
Lineage: Eukaryota; Fungi; Ascomycota; Eurotiomycetes; Chaetothyriales; Herpotrichiellaceae
Exons: 2
Coding region: 1-1695 (564 amino acids)
Biological process (GO): transmembrane transport
Molecular function (GO): transmembrane transporter activity
Source: RefSeq, a predicted model, not a curated record